Messenger RNA from Pleuronectes platessa (European plaice), 2902 nucleotides. RefSeq names its product zinc finger protein 14-like. The record is from RefSeq and is a predicted model, not a curated record. Bases 337 to 1629 code for a protein of 430 amino acids. Gene Ontology annotation, biological process: regulation of transcription by RNA polymerase II. Gene Ontology annotation, molecular function: DNA-binding transcription factor activity; RNA polymerase II cis-regulatory region sequence-specific DNA binding. Lineage: Eukaryota; Metazoa; Chordata; Actinopteri; Pleuronectiformes; Pleuronectidae. The transcript has a single exon.
CCCAGUCUGGACCAAGAGGAGCCAGAACCUCCACAGAUUAAAGAGGAGGAGGAGCACUGCAUCGGUCUGGAAGUAGAGCAGCUUGUACUGAAGCAGGAGGAUCAAGAUAACCUUUUGUUGAAUCCUACUUUCAAGGAAAGUGAUCACACUGAACCAGAACCAAGUGACCACCAGCUCCUCUCCCACAGCUCAGCUCAGAGCCAAGAUCUCAACGGAGGCCAGCAUGGAAACUCAAAAUCAGUUAGUAAUGCAGAGCCGGCAUCAGAAAAGGGACAUCAUGUCAUCACAAGAGCAAAAGGGAGCACAAGUCCCAGUAACCUUGCAUGUAGCACUACCAUGUCAAAGAUUGUGCAGAAUAUCUGCAUGAGUAAAAAGGUUCUCCAGUGUGACACAUGUGGAAAAGUCUUUAAGUGGAAGUCAUUAUUAAAUGGACAUCUGAGGGUGCACACAGGUGAGAAACCAUAUCUUUGCAAAACCUGUGGAAUGAGAUUUGGUUACAAGUCAUCACUAGUAACACAUGUGAGAGUCCACACAGGGGAGAAACUGUAUUCUUGCGAAAGGUGUGAAAAAAGUUUCACAAGUAGCACAAAAUUGAAGAGACACGAGACAACGCACACGGGCGAGAGACCUUAUACUUGCAAAACUUGUGGGAGAAGUUUUAGCCUGAGAACUACCCUGCAGAGACACGAGAGAACGCACACAGGCGAGAAACCUUUUUCUUGCAAAACUUGUGGGAGAAGUUUUAUUCUGAGUAAUCACCUGAAGAGACACGAGACAACGCACACGGGCGAGAAACCUUUUUCUUGCAAAACUUGUGGGAGAAGUUUUAGCCUGAGAAAUAACCUGCAGGAUCACGAGAGAACGCACACGGGCGAGAAACCUUUUUCUUGCAAAAUUUGUGGGAGAAGUUUUAUUCUGAGUAAUCACCUGAAGAGACACGAGAGAACGCACACGGGCGAGAAACCUUUUUCUUGCAAAACUUGUGGGAGAAGUUUUAUUCUGAGUAAUCACCUGAAGAGACACGAGACAACGCACACGGGCGAGAAACCUUUUUCUUGCAAAACUUGUGGGAGAAGUUUUAUUCUGAGUAAUCACCUGCAGAGACACGAGACAACGCACACGGGCGAGAAACCUUUUUCUUGCAAAACUUGUGGGAGAAGUUUUAUUCUGAGUAAUCACCUGAAGAGACACGAGAGAACGCACACGGGCGAGAAACCUUUUUCUUGCAAAACUUGUGGGAGAAGUUUUAGCCUGAGUAAUCACCUGAAGAGACACGAGAGAACGCACACGGGCGAGAAAACUUUUUCUUGCAAAACUUGUGGGAGAAGUUUUAGCCUGAGAAAUAACCUGCGGGAUCACGAGAGAACGCACACGGGAGAGAAGCCUUUUUCUUGCAAAACUUGUGGGAGAAGUUUUAGCCUGAGGAAAACCCUAAAGGUCCACGAGAGAACGCACACGGGGGAGAAGCCUUUUUCUUGCAAAACUUGUGGGAGAAGUUUUACACAUGGAUGUAGGUUGAAAGUUCACAUGAGAAGCCAUAAAGGGGAGGAGUCGUAUCCAUGUACUACUUGUGGUGAAAGAUUUGUUAUCAAAUCCCUUCUAACCAAACAUUUGUUGACCCACACAUAGCAAAACUGAUAUUUUUGUAAAAUGAUGUAAAGAUCUCUCACUUGCCAGUUUAUACAAAGUCCACGGGAGAAAACAUCCAGUUGAGAAGCCAAACCAUGGCAACACGAGAGGGAUUCGAUUGGCUCAAGCAUUUUCAAAGAAGUUGUUACUUAGUUAUUGUUUCAUUAAUUAAAGAUACAACAGCUGGGGGAAACGACACUGGAAAUGUUUCAGGGGGACAAACAAGAGAUGAACCUGGUUGUAGUUCAAUGCUUUAUGACGUUCCAUCACCACUGAUGAGGAGCAGACUUCAAUAACUUCACAAAGCAGUGAACUACAGCCAGGUUCAUCACUUACAUCUACACAAGAGAGAUUGUGUACAUUUGCAUUAGCUGCAUCUCUGUAACUGAAUGUGGAAAAUAUCCCAUUGAGGAGACAUCACUAUAUCAUUGAUGCAGUACAUGGUCAACAACAUUUGCUGAAGUACCAACGUUUCUGUUCUUGAUGUGACUGUCAUUGAUAUUUACAUCUGCAAAGGAAGUGAUGUUUUCACCCAUGUAUCUUUGUUUAUUAAUUUAUCAGCCAUUUAUACCAGAUGGUGCAGGAAGGGGACGGGGGUGAGAGAAAUUGAUUGGGUAAAGUGGAAGUUCCAGGAUAUUUUAUUAUCAGUGAAUGUUGAGAGAUGUUGUCAAUGUGUCAGGAAAGACUGUGGAUCAAGAUGUACAAAAAUCUAACAUAUUUGUGGUACAGAAAUUUAUAAGAACAAAGUAUGUGGUGCAGAAUAUCAGAUGACUUCCCUUUUUUCUUUUUCCUAUUACAAAAGAAGAAAAUAUGUUGUUAAUGUGUAAACUUUCCUAAAUGACUCACUGUAAAUGGUUAUUCUUUUGUACUACGUGUAUCCAAUACUUAAGUGCAUUUGCAGUUUAUUAAAGUUUUUUUUAAUUAUUGUGAUUGUACUUUACGUCUGUCACACGUUGAAUCAGUGUUUGUCUUUAUGGAGGAAAAUUCCCCUGACUAGGUGUCUCCCUGCUAUGACCUUGAUAAACAGGAUGGAACCCUUAUUUGGUGAUGUUUUUCUUCCAACUGGUAUCGCGGACGGACGGACACAACAGAUAACACACAGAGGAUGAUCUCCUGUCUUUCAUGUCUUUUUCUUUUUCAUAUCCUUUCUCAUGUAAUGCCUCUUUGUAUAAGUUCAGGCUUUUGUGAACUUGCGGCCAGUUGUUCCAUUUUGAGCACCCGUGCUUGUUGUAUAAACUCUGCAGAACUUAUUAUGAUAAAGACUCAAAAGCAA